ACAGGCAACUUCAAUAUUUAUUAAAUGAGUUAACACAGUUAAAAUGACUUGUGACAAAUGUAAAGGAGACGGAGAAUCCAUAUUAAUAUGCGUGGAAUCGGCUUUGGAAAUACUACGGACCCACUUUCAGAUGCAGCUAAGCUUGUCCUUGGAGCAAACUACUUUAAUCAGAUCGCUUAAGCAACGCAAUGAUAAGCUCAAUGACGCAAUUACGCUGUUACAGCAGCGUUCGACUGAAGUUCAUUUGGACAAGCGAAGAAAAUUGGGUGGCUCCCCGAAGAAAUUGGAUAGCCCAAAACUGAGCGAAUCUAUUUCGCCACUGGGACAAACACAAGACUCUUUAAACAUGAACAUUGCGCUUACGACGCAAAACGAUGAGGACGACGAGGAUGAGAUCAUAGGAGAGUCGGAACGACUGCCAACUGGCAGUCCUUGCCGCAAGCUUCAUUCCGUGCGUCGCAAACUGCUUAAGCGCGAAAGUGAAAAUAUGCAACCAUCGGACGCAAACUUGACCACAAGCUGGCUGGGCAAAACUCCAAAAGCUCAGAGGCCAUUAUUAUUCACAAAAACAGCUAAAAACAGUCAGCCGCAGGCAACCAAGUUAAAGCAAAUGCGUUUGGAAUUCAACCGAAGCAGGUGCGAUAAAGAACAGGACGUUGUAGAGGCCAGUCCCAGUUGGUACGCUAAAUCUCUAAAGCAAGCGAAGGAGUCGCGUUCAUUUCUACAUAGGACCAACAAGAAUGUCAGCACGUCAACAUCAGAAGACCGCAAAAAGCCAAUAAGCAGUGAGCCAACUUUUGACAGUGAUGACGAGCUCUUCUUCGAUUUUAACUCACCCGAAAAGCAAGGAGUGUCAGAGGCGCCACUUCCGGCAAACGAUACGCUACAAAUUCCUUCGUCAAAUACCUCCAGCGUAGUCCUUUUGACGCCUGCUACGCAAGAUAUAAUAUUCGUAGAUGACAGCUCAGAUGACGGUAGACAGUUGAACACCUUAGACAUGAUUGAUUCAGUGACGCAGUUGAAAGUGCACGAAGCUAAACGGAUCGAUAUGCAGAAACAACAAUGUCAGAAAAGGAAUGUUAGUGUCAAUAGAAUUGAAGAGCAAGUAACCCCACCUCGCAUUAAGGAGGAGCCACAAACGUGUAAUGACAUGGGCAAUGAGACUACAAAAUUGCCUGAAGAUAUUGAGAAUCUAUUAGAUGGGGAGGAAGAAGAUACGCUGGAAGAAUUUCCCCGACCCAUAGCUAUCAAGCGCGAGUUGACCUUAAAAGAACGCUACAAUAUAGACUGUGCACAGUGCGAAAAGUUUCUGAACAUAAUGUGCGCAAAACUAACAGAGCAGGAAAUAAAGAAUCAUUUGAAAAACUGCACGCACCGCAUUGAGCGAGCAAUGAGACCGGAAUCACCAGAAGGAUUUUGGAAUCCCCUUAUGGUAUCCUUUUCUGCCAACGAUCCACGCAAUGAAGUGAUAAUAGACAAUCGAUUUGCUGGUAAAAGACGACAGCAGUGAUUUAAUCGUAAGAGGCCUUUUGUAAUUACAUUGCAUUUAUUAUACAUUAAGUAUUAAAAUUUAUAAAUUUCCACGCUUUGCCUGCUCAAUUUCUAUGGCUGUGAAGAGCGACUUGAAGUUGCCGGCGCC
Messenger RNA from Scaptodrosophila lebanonensis, 1639 nucleotides. RefSeq lists its product as uncharacterized. The coding region runs from base 44 to 1510 and encodes 488 amino acids. The record is from RefSeq and is a predicted model, not a curated record. Lineage: Eukaryota; Metazoa; Arthropoda; Insecta; Diptera; Drosophilidae. The transcript is spliced from 4 exons.